AUGGUCCUGCUCUGCAUCGGGCUCAACGCCGCGCUGCAGCGGCGGGUGGGGCUCGAGGACCUGCGGGUGGGGGCGGUGAACCGCGCGACGGACAGCAGCGUGGGCAUCGGGGGCAAGGGGCAGGGCGCCUACGUGGCCGCCCUGAGGCUUGCGCGCGGGGUGGGGGGCGGCGCGCAGCCCCGCCUGGCCAUGCUGCUGGGCAGCGGCCCCGAGGGCGAUCAGGUCGCCUCGCUGCUGGCCGCCCAGGCGGGCGGCGCGGGCGGGCCCGGCGCCCAGGACGCGCUCUGGCAGCGCGUGGCGUCGCGCUGCCGGGUCUGCACGACGCUGGUGGACUCCCGGAGCGGCGACGCGACGGAGAUCGUGGAGCCCAGCGGGCGCGUGGAGCCCGAGGAGUGGGAGGCGCUGCUGCGCGCCGUGCGCGAGGAGGUGGGCGGCGGGGCCGCGGGCUGCGCGGUCAUGGGCACCACGCCGCCGGGGGUGCCCGAGGACGGCUACACGCAGCUGCUCCGGGCGGCGUGCGACCGGGGCACCCGGGUCCUCGUCGACAGCGUGGUCGGCGUGGGCGCCGCCCUGGCGGCGGCCGCGGAGCGGGGCUGCCAGACGGUGGUGAAGCUCAACGCCCGCGAGGUGCUCUCCCUCGCCGGCCUCCCCGCGCCGGGCGGCUCGGAGUCCGCCGUGGCGGCCGACCCCACCACCGUCGCGCGCGCGGCGCUCGCCUGGGCCAGGUCGCAACCGGCGGCGAUUUGCGUGUGCUCCGUCUGCUGGACCGACGGGCCCUUCCCCGGCGGCGUGGUGGACGUGCAUUCUGGCAGGCGCUGGGCCGUGCAGCGACAGUCCGCCCUGCGCGGCGCGGUGGUGUCGCCCAUCGGGGCUGGAGACUCCACGGCCGCCGGCACGCUGCACAUGUGGUGCAGGCUCGAGGACGCGGCGGCGGCCGCCUGCGUCCCGGUCGACUCCUCCCGAACGGUGGCCGAGGCUUUUGCGUACGGCAUGGCGGUGGGGGCGGCAUCGUGCCUCACGAGCUCCAACGCCGACUUCGACAUGGCGGACGUGCGCAGCAUCCACGAGGCCAUGGAGGUGUCGGAGCUGCCGCCGUUGAUCUGA
This is a messenger RNA of Prorocentrum cordatum, 1104 nucleotides long. The record is from the annotation of a GenBank genome assembly. Lineage: Eukaryota; Dinophyceae; Prorocentrales; Prorocentraceae.